Molecule: messenger RNA, 1179 nt
Organism: Elgaria multicarinata webbii
Lineage: Eukaryota; Metazoa; Chordata; Lepidosauria; Squamata; Anguidae
Gene: STEEP1
Product: STING1 ER exit protein 1
Exons: 7
Coding region: 104-772 (222 amino acids)
Biological process (GO): endoplasmic reticulum to Golgi vesicle-mediated transport; endoplasmic reticulum membrane organization
Source: RefSeq, a predicted model, not a curated record
CGUGUGACGGAGCGCCUUCUCCUGCCCGGAAGUGCCGGGGGCGCGCUGGGAACCGGGUGGGCGAGCGGGCACCUCUGCGCCCGCCUUCCUCCUCCUCCUCGUCAUGCCCAAGGUGGUGUCGCGCUCCGUGGUUUGCUCGGACACGCGCGACCGCGAAGAGUACGACGACGGCGAGAAGCCGCUGCACGUCUACUACUGCCUGUGCGGGCAGAUGGUGCUGGUCCUGGAUUGUCAGCUAGAGAAGCUGCCCAUGAGGCCUCGAGACAGGACCCGAGUGAUUGAUGCUGCCAAGCACGCACACAAAUUCUGUAACACUGAAGAAGAGGAAAAUGUUUAUCUCCGCAGGCCAGAUGGCAUCGAACGGCAAUACAGGAAAAAGUGCGGAAAGUGCGGAUUGCUUCUCUUUUACCAACACCAGCAGAAGAACGCUCCGGUGACAUUCAUUGUUGAUGGUGCCGUGGUCAAAUUUGGACAGGGCUUUGGAAAAACAAAUAUCUACACCCAAAAGCAAGAGCCACCCAAGAAGGUGAUGAUGACAAAACGGACCAAGGAUAUGGGCAAGUUCAGCUCCGUCACUGUCUCCACCAUUGAUGAAGAGGAGGAGGAGAUUGAAGCGCGAGAAAUUGCAGAUUCGUAUGCUCAGAAUGCCAAGGUGAUCGAGAAGCAGCUGGAGCGGAAGGGGAUGAGCAAAAGGAGGCUGCAGGAGCUGGCUGAGCUGGAAGCUAAGAAGGCCAAAAUGAAAGGAACUCUCAUUGACAACCAGUUCAAAUAGGAAGCGCCAGAAUAGGGGAAAAGCUGAGAAAUGUUGCAACACUGCCAUCUCCUUGUGGUGCUUCUGUGAAAUCCGGAUGCCCCUAUUAAGAAACACGUUGGUGGUGGUGCCCACUUGUUAGAUGGAACUGUUCCAUUCCUGCCAUGGACUUUGUAUUUUAUUCUGUGGUGUGUGCUGCCCUGUGUGUUUAACGUCUGCUGACACCUUUUGGAUUUAUAUGUCCAAGGGACAUCUUGCCCUAAAUGUCCUAGCAAGCAAAGCAGCCAUCUGGCAAGUAUGUGUACAGGGGCAUUACCUUGACUCUGUUGAGGUGAGCUUUUUUCAUUUGUAUACGAUCAUAUGCACAUCUAAAGUUUGUACUGAUAAAGCAGAAACCGUGUACAGAAUAAUAAAUCUUUGGUAACUUA